This is a messenger RNA of Neurospora hispaniola, 1888 nucleotides long. RefSeq names its product armadillo-type protein. Gene Ontology annotation, cellular component: cytoplasm; nucleoplasm; nucleus. Gene Ontology annotation, molecular function: protein binding; nuclear import signal receptor activity. Bases 126 to 1772 code for a protein of 548 amino acids. The transcript has 3 exons. The record is from RefSeq and is a predicted model, not a curated record. Gene Ontology annotation, biological process: NLS-bearing protein import into nucleus. NCBI's taxonomy places the organism in Eukaryota, Fungi, Ascomycota, Sordariomycetes, Sordariales, Sordariaceae.
AACGGCUCGCAGCAACUUCGUCGCCGGGGCUUCAUCGAUUGCAUCGCCCCUCGUUUGCCGCCUCCAUAUCACACCUCCAUCACCCAUCCGUCUGGACACCGUCGUCUCGACAUCACAUCGCAACCAUGGCUGACCGGUACAUUCCCGAGCAUCGUCGCACCCAGUUCAAGGCCAAGAGCGCCUUCAAGCCCGAUGAGCUUCGUCGCCGUCGUGAGGAACAGCAGGUCGAGAUUCGCAAGGCGAAGCGCGAGGAGAACUUGGCCAAGAGGCGCGGUAUUGGUGCUGGCGACUCGCGGCCUGGAGCUUCCCUUGGUGCCGCCCCCGACAGUGACGAUGAGAACCCUCCCACCGAGUCUCAGUUGAGCGAGGACCUUCCCAAGAUGGUCGAGGGUGUCUUCUCCAGUGAGAUCGAUAAGCAAAUUCAGGCGACCACUAAGUUCAGAAAGCUACUUAGCAAGGAGCGCAACCCUCCCAUUGAGGAGGUUAUCAAGACCGGCGUCGUUGGUCGCUUCGUCGAGUUUCUCCGCUCCCCCCACACCCUGGUUCAGUUCGAGGCCGCUUGGGCCCUUACCAACAUUGCUUCGGGCUCUGCCACUCAAACCCAGGUUGUCAUCGAAGCUGGUGCUGUUCCCAUCUUCGUCGAGCUUCUCGGAAGCCCCGAGCCUGAUGUGCGUGAACAGGCUGUUUGGGCUCUUGGCAAUAUUGCUGGCGAUAGCCCUCAAUGCCGUGAUUACGUUCUCAGCUGCGGUGCUCUGCGUCCUCUGUUGACCCUCCUUGGUGAUAGCCGCAAACUUAGCAUGCUCAGGAAUGCUACCUGGACUCUCAGUAACUUCUGCCGUGGCAAGACUCCUCAGCCCGACUGGAACACGAUCGCCCCUGCUUUGCCAGUUCUCGCCAAGCUCGUCUACUCGCUCGACGACGAGGUUCUUAUUGACGCUUGCUGGGCCAUCUCCUACCUCUCGGAUGGAUCCAACGACAAGAUCCAGGCGGUUAUUGAAGCUGGCAUUCCCAGGCGUCUUGUUGAGCUCCUCAUGCACGCUUCCACCUCUGUUCAGACGCCCGCGCUUCGAUCCGUUGGUAACAUUGUGACGGGAGACGAUGUUCAGACCCAGGUUAUCAUUAACUGCGGUGCCCUUCCCUGCCUCCUGUCGCUUCUGAGCUCCAACAAGGAUGGCAUCCGCAAGGAGGCUUGCUGGACCAUCAGCAACAUCACUGCUGGAAACUCGGCUCAGAUCCAAUCUGUCAUUGACGCCAACAUCAUCCCUCCUUUGAUCCACCUUCUCUCCCACGCCGAUCUCAAGACCCGUAAGGAGGCCUGCUGGGCUAUCAGCAACGCGACUUCGGGAGGUCUCCAGAAGCCCGAUCAGAUCAGGUACUUGGUUGCUCAAGGCUGCAUCAAGCCGCUCUGCGACCUCCUGGCUUGCCCCGACAACAAGAUUAUCCAGGUUGCCCUGGAUGGUCUUGAGAAUAUUCUCAAGGUUGGCGAGCUCGACAAGAACGCCGCUGGCGAUGGCCCUGACUCGAUCAACCGUUAUGCCCUGUUUAUCGAGGAAUGCGGAGGAAUGGAGAAGAUUCACGACUGCCAGACGAACGCCAACGAGGAGAUUUACAUGAAGGCGUACAACAUCAUUGAAAAGUACUUCUCCGACGAGGACGAGGCCGGUGAUGAGGCCAUGGGCGCUCAGCAGCAGUUUGGAUUCGGUGCUUCCGGUGGUGCCCAGCAGGGUGGCUUCAACUUCGGUGCUAACGGCACCGAGUCGAUGGACAUGUAAAAUGCUGUACGAUCCGUCUAGUUCCUUUUACGAAGGGGAUGGUUGGGUUAAAGAUUGGAAUGAGGGGAUCCAGAUGCGAUGUUUAUCACGGCACCAUCUGGGAAAUCCUACCAAAA